Messenger RNA from Papilio xuthus (Asian swallowtail), 1695 nucleotides. Its product is annotated as pupal cuticle protein G1A-like. NCBI's taxonomy places the organism in Eukaryota, Metazoa, Arthropoda, Insecta, Lepidoptera, Papilionidae. The coding region runs from base 441 to 989 and encodes 182 amino acids. The record is from RefSeq and is a predicted model, not a curated record. The transcript has a single exon.
AACCCCUCUGUUCCUCCUACGCAUCAUGGCGAGGCCACGGGCACGCUUGCGCUUUCGUCCGCGACCUCGCCUGCUAGUAAUAAUAACCACCCAGUGACAAUGUAAUAAGGUAAAAUAAAAAACAAUCAAAAUCUAUGGCUAACAUGGAAUAAAGGAAUAGAAUUGUGCUAAUCUUUAGUAAGACUGAAGCAAGAAAUUUCCAAUUAUAGAGUUCAUAGAUUUAUCUCAGAACAUCAGAUUAAACUGUAUACAAUUUUAACAUAUAAACUUAGGUUUAUUUCAUUAGUAGACUUCUUGCUGACCUUCGAUUGAUUGUACUAAAUAUCAAGCUACCUGAUUCAGCUUUGCGAUCGUUGAACUAAAACGCUGUUAUUAAUCUUUGUUCGAGUUUUCAUAUAAAUACAUUAAGGCAAACUAAACAGGCAUCAGUCACUUCAACAAUGUUCAAGUUCGUAGUACUCUCCGCUCUUGUAUGCGCCGCGGUUGCGGAGCCCGGUGUGUUCCUAGCACCCAACGUACGUGUUACUGCAGACAUCCCGGCUCCCGUCACCAGCACCUAUGUCCAGCAUUCCAGCGCCAUCUACCCCGCAGCGGUGCCCAGCGUAUACACCGGCUGGUCCUACCCACACUACAUCAAGAAGCGCGAGGCGCAGUUCUACAACAGCUACAUCUCUAAUGGUGCCUACGUCGCCCCAGCGGCUCUAGCCACCCCAUACGCGUCCACCCUGGUAGCGCCUGGCAUCGCGGCCGCGUACUCUCCCGCCGUGCUGCCUUACGCUGCGCCUGCUCACUUCAUCAAGAAGCGCUCCGCCUCUCCCUCCCCCCAACUGCUCGCGGCGCCCCUUACCUCCGCCUACGUCGCCCCCGCUCCCUUCACUUCCACCUACAUCGCCAACGCACCCCUCGCUCCAACUUACCCCGCGCCCAUCUACUCUAGUGCGGCGUACUAUCCCACCUACAGUACUGGAUUCCCAUUCAUCAAGAAGUAAAUCAAGAAGUCUUUAAGCAUUCUUUCUCACAUGAAUUAAAAGAUCAUGAUUCCUUUGAUAUUCAUCUAUUUGAUUAAAAAAUAUUAGUGAGAUAUAUGUUUUUUCCUUAAUAACCUGGUACUGAAUUUAAUCCUAUAAGUUUUUUUAAUACCUACCUACUAUAUAAUUGUUCAGUAGUAAAAUUGUACACAUUACAUAAGUUGAUUAAGUUAGUUUACAAUUUUCAUAACACUACUAGCUAUCGCCUCUGUCUACGCAGAAUUAAAUCAAACAUAAUAAGUCUAUGUGCUCUUCCAGACUAUGUUCUACAUCUAUCUAAAAUUUCAUCGAGAUCUGUUCAGCCGCUCCGGACAUACCUUUAAACAAACAUCCAUCCAUACAUCUAAACAAUUCCAUUUAUAAUAUUAGUAAGAUAGCAAAUCUUAAGGAUAAAUAUAUUCAACAAUGAAAAUACUCUACUAAUAGAUUUUAGAAUUAAUUUAAACUGUAUUCAGCUCUUUCUAUUUAUCUAUCCAUACAAUAAUAAGGUGAGAAUGCUAAUAAAAACAAUUUCUAUAAUAAAAUAAAUAUGAUUAAAAUAAGAAGCUCUCACUAAACAGUUGGAAUAAGGUCCCGAUACAAAAGGCAGUUAUCCUAGAAACCGCGCGCAUCAUGAGAAUGUUCCUGACUCUGCAGUCCCAACCACUGGUUGUUUGAGACAUGGGAU